UCUGGUCAAACUUGAGACUUUCUCGGGAACAAAUGGAGACAGUCAACGUGCUGUUUGUCUCCUCGGUGGACUCUGUGGACUAUAAACUGUCCAAAACAGAGAUCCUGAGAGGAUUCAUCGCAGAGAAACUGACAACAGCCGCGCAGGAAAUCUUCGCGGUUGUGGAGAGAACCGUAGCCGGGUACGAGGAGGAGGCUUCGGGUCUGAGGCAGGAGAUCGACCGGCAGAGGAGGCAGCUGGAGGCGGUGCUGCAGCCUCGGGUCUCUCUCUGUAGGACAGAUCACCAGUUUCCUGUCUGUGAGCCGGCGGCUGGAGGAGCAGCUGAACUCCCUGCAGAGGAGGAGCAGCACAGAUCUGAGCAGAAUGUGGAGGACUCGGGGAGCCGGGACAUCCUAGGCCACGCUGAGGAAGAGGAGGGUGAAGAUGAGGAGGAGGAGUCUGCUGAGGAGACAGUACAGAGAACCAGCCUAGAUGAGGAGGAUCUGGGGAACCCGGAUCAUCAGAUAACAAAUACAAGAGGUCAGUCUGUGAAGAGGAAGCACAGGAGGCGGAGUCAUCUAGACCUCAGAGUGGACUCCCAGAGCACAAAACGAGAGGCUCCUCGUGAACAUGGUCUGUCCCAACGACCAGUUUCAGCCAGUCCCCCAACAGACGACAAGCUGCUGGCUGCUAUCAGUGGGUUGUCUCGCCAGCUGACUCAGUUUAUUGCCGAUGCGAGCCAACAGUUCUCUGCACUGAACGCCAGAAUGUUGCCCAUGGAGGAGAGAAUGGCUGUUCUCGAAUCCAACAACUGCUCCGGUGUAGAUGAACGCAAGAGGAAAAGACGGGUGAAGAAUCCAAAAAUCGCGGAGGCGGUCCGUCGCCUGCACAACUCCGAGGCAAACUGCAGGCGCUAUGAUGCUGAGCAAGGACUGUGUUCACCUUCUAACGAGGCGGUCACGUCCCACUUGGUUGAAGCUCUGCAAGCAAGUCCAGAUUUACAGGGUGUGAAUAAUGACGCCAUUUUGUCUGCUUGUAAGACCCAUUAUGAGACAGUACGCAGAAACUUCCGGUACAGUCAGCCAGAUCUUGCUGACAAGGCGACGGCCAUUAAGAGUUCUGCCCGGUGUCGGUCGAGAAGGAAGCGGCUGCUGGCAGCGAGGCAGAGUGUACUGGCGGCAGACGAAGUGGCGCUCUGGAAAGGCGUCACUAUAGAUCUGAUGUCCGAUGAGGAAGACGGCAGCUUUGAGGGGGUGUCGGGGUGGAUUGUGAGACCACCGAGCUUCCGCAGCCAGGAGCUCACCGACCUCUGUGCCACGCUGCAGGCAAGGCUGGAGGCCAGUCCCAAGUACACAGCGUUGCAUCACAGACGCCUGCAUAAGGGGCCGUACUCGGACAGAAAGCCUCCACCACAUGACUCUGAGGUGGACAGACAUUUCAUCCCGCAGCCCAGCUGCAGUUGAUGUUACUGACUCGAUUUAUUUGUACAUAGUUGUUUUUUUGCAUUUGCCUUUUAAAAAUAAAAUAAAACUCUUACUUUUAA
Molecule: messenger RNA, 1522 nt
Organism: Micropterus salmoides (largemouth bass)
Lineage: Eukaryota; Metazoa; Chordata; Actinopteri; Centrarchiformes; Centrarchidae
Exons: 9
Coding region: 33-1442 (469 amino acids)
Source: RefSeq, a predicted model, not a curated record